GAUUUUAGGUCAGCCGAUGCUACCAACUUCGUUGUGUAUCUUAACACGUUGUCAGUUUCCGGUGGAGGAGACGGCUCCGUUACCAGACAAGUAUCAUCAUUUAAGAUGCACGAAGCUUACGACGAUGCGACUCAGAUGAAUGACAUUGCAUUACUGGUGUUGAGUGAGCCGGUGACAGGCAUCCAAUUUGCCACUCUUCCGACGGAUGACGCAACGACGGGGGAGCCUAUUACGGAUGCGCCUACGGAUGCACCUACGCAACCGCCAACGCAACCGCCAACGCAACCACCCACGGAGCCGCCAACGGAACCGCCAACGAAACCACCAACGGAACCCACAACGGAACCCACAACUGAACCCACAACUACCACAAAACCUACUACUACCAAAAAACCCACUACUACCAAAAAACCGACGACCACCAAAAAACCCACUACUACCAAAAAACCGACGACCACCAAAAAACCGACGACCACCAAGAAACCGACAACUAAGAAACCGACACCUACCAAAAACCCGACAACCAAAAAGCCAACGGCGAAACCGACACCAACAAAGCCGCAACCUACCAAGAAACCUACGGUGAAGACAACAGCAAAACCUAAAACCACCAAAAAACCAACCAUGAGAGCUUUCCCUGACUACGCCAAUAAACCGGCCGUCAUUGCUGGAUGGGGAACAACCUCUUCGGAUGGAAACGUGUCACUCGUAUUGCUGAAGACCGACGUCACUGUUCAAGAUAAUUCUAUUUGCGCCAGUCAAUACGGAUCAGGGUUCAACAGCACUGCUAUGCUGUGUGCCUCUGCAGAUGGAAAAGGCGCUUGCCAGAGUGACGCUGGCGGUCCGAUUUAUGUAGACGGCGUUCAAGUCGGCAUCAUUUCGUUUAGCAGAGGUUGCGCUGAUCCCAACUAUGCCGGUGUUUAUACACGAAUCAGCAGUUACGUCAGCUGGAUUAAAACCAACCAGGCGAAUACUAGUAGCUAAAUAUUUUGCCAAUUUUCACCGAUACAUCCAUACGGUGUGCAGCUUUCGCCGUUACGACUGAACUUGUUUUAAAAGAAAACCUUUUGGUCUUUUCACCUGCAUUCAGCAUCUUUCUAAAAUGUACCUUAAAUGCAUUUUAU
Molecule: messenger RNA, 1124 nt
Organism: Daphnia carinata
Lineage: Eukaryota; Metazoa; Arthropoda; Branchiopoda; Diplostraca; Daphniidae
Product: salivary glue protein Sgs-3-like
Exons: 4
Coding region: 106-984 (292 amino acids)
Biological process (GO): proteolysis
Molecular function (GO): serine-type endopeptidase activity
Source: RefSeq, a predicted model, not a curated record